AUGGAUGAACGCUUUCAUGCAUAUACAUCGGGAAAAGGCGUAGUAGAUGAAUCUAUAAAUUCCGAAAGUAAGCGUAAGUCUAGUGGCCAGGGUCAGUCCAGCAAGAACCCAAAAGUGGACGAUGCACUGCAAUCAUGGCAACGUUCAUGUGAAGCACGUGAACGGUUUUACCUUCAAGCCGAGGCCAACGCUGGGGCAGCUGAUGCGUACUCUGUUGCAGCAUUUUGUGAGAAGCUUGGUCAUCCCACUAUUUGGUUUGAGGUUUCUGGAAAUGAAGAUGCUCGUAGAAUUAUGUCGUCGUCACGACCUAAUGAAAGGCAAUCGAACAAUAUGUACAACCCGUACAGUGACGAUGGCGAUGAUGUGAUGGACUUACACAUGGACUGUAUAGGGACCAUAGAUGGCACACAUGUUGUUGUUGUGGCACCAGAAGGUGACCAAAUGCCAUAUCGAGGUAGAAAAGUGCAUACAACUCAAAAUGUCAUGGCUGCAUGUUCAUUUGACAUGAAGUUUACGUUUGUAUACACUGGUUGGGAAGGUAGUGCACACGAUUCGCGAAUUUUCCUAAAAGCACUUACCACAAAUUCUGCUGACUUUUCACACCCACCACCUAACAAGCAUUAUCUCGUUGACGUCGGGUAUACACACAUGCCCGGGUACGUAGCCCCAUAUCGUGGCAAAAAAUACCAUUUGCAAGAGUUCAAUAGGCGGCGUCGCUACCAUGGUCCACAGGAGUUGUUCAACCAUAGACAUUCUUCUUUGAGGAAUGUUAUAGAAAGAACCUUUGGAGUGUUGAAGCAACGGUUUCCAUUAUUGAGACACAUGUCACGGUAUGAUAUGAUCCGGACGGUGCAAGAGCAGGAUGAAUUUUUCGAUGCAGAAGAAUCAAGUGACGAAAAUGAAGAUGACGUUGAAGACGAAGAUGAAGAUGAAGGUGAUGUUCUGUAUCCAUGUGUUGAAGUCUAUGUUGCUGUGUUGCUGGCAAAUUAG
This is a messenger RNA of Camellia sinensis, 990 nucleotides long. The record is from RefSeq and is a predicted model, not a curated record. NCBI's taxonomy places the organism in Eukaryota, Viridiplantae, Streptophyta, Magnoliopsida, Ericales, Theaceae.